AUGACUGGUGCAAAGCGCUUGCUUAUUCUUGACGGCCAUAGUAGUCAUUUGACUGCUGAAUUCGAUGAUUUCUGCAAGCAGAAUGCAAUAAUAUGUCUCUGCAUGCCUGCCCAUACUUCACAUCUUCUUCAACCGCUUGAUGUGGGCGUUUUUGGCCCGCUUAAAGAGGCGUACGGAAAGCUCCUUGAAGACCUUAUGGCUGCUGGCAACAACCAUAUUGAUAAAGAAGACUUCCUAUCGCUAUAUCCGGACGCCCACAAGCAAAUCUUUACUUCGGCCAAUAUCUGCAGCGGCUUUAGAGGAGCAGGGCUUAAGCCGCUUGAUCCAGAGCAUGUUCUUUCCAAGCUUACCUUUCAACUGCGUACGCCUACAACACCACUAGUUGAAGGCUCAGUUUCCUCUGCUUUUCAGACUCCGCAGAAUACUCGCCAGCUGAAUCGAAAGGUUCGAAGCCUGCAGAAUAGCCUUAAUAGAAAGCGGCAGCUUUCUAGCAGUCCUAUUGCGCAUAUUCAACAUCUGGAGAAAGCAGCGCAAAUGGCGAUGCAAACUACCCUUCUUUUGCAGCAAGAAAUUAGGGCUAUACGCGCUGAAAAUGGACGACAACGUCAAAAAAAAGCAAGAAGACGUGCUGAGAUAGGUAAUGACCGCCUUCUUAAUGUGCAGGAAGGUGAAAACCGCGUUCAGCAGCUUGAUACGCAGCUUAAUGAGCAGCCUGCGGAAUCUACUCUAGCGCCUCGUCGACGAGCUCCGCAGCGCUGUAGUGGGUGUGGAACAAUCGGGACAUACAAUUCGAAAUUGCCCUAG
This is a messenger RNA of Aspergillus terreus NIH2624, 804 nucleotides long. RefSeq lists its product as uncharacterized. The record is from RefSeq and is a predicted model, not a curated record. The transcript has a single exon. Gene Ontology annotation, molecular function: DNA binding. NCBI's taxonomy places the organism in Eukaryota, Fungi, Ascomycota, Eurotiomycetes, Eurotiales, Aspergillaceae. Gene Ontology annotation, cellular component: nucleus. The coding region runs from base 1 to 804 and encodes 267 amino acids.